AUGUCAGUACCAAAGAGCGGUAACCCCGAGCUACACUCGGGCUUACCAUGCGGCGCUGCUCAGGGGGUCCCUGCAGCACUUACCUUGUCCUUCGCUUCCGCGAUGUGUCCCCUGCAGCGUCCCCGGCCAUCUCCUUCGGCUGAUGCCGGCAUCCGGCAUCGGGAUGUACGGGCGCCGCCGGCGGUGGGAAAUUUGAAAAUUUAAAAAAAAAUGUCAUUUUUUUCAAAACGAUUUUACAUAUGCUCUGUCCUGUGCCCUGCCUGCAUUUUGAAUCUUCUUUCUAA
Staurois parvus is the source of this 284-nucleotide messenger RNA. NCBI's taxonomy places the organism in Eukaryota, Metazoa, Chordata, Amphibia, Anura, Ranidae. The record is from the annotation of a GenBank genome assembly.